This is a messenger RNA of Blepharisma stoltei, 2155 nucleotides long. NCBI's taxonomy places the organism in Eukaryota, Ciliophora, Heterotrichea, Heterotrichida, Blepharismidae. The record is from the annotation of a GenBank genome assembly.
AUGAAAAGGCCAGAAGAUACUUUUGCGUUGACUUCUAUUGAUGAAAAGCUAAACUCACGCUCAACAGUAAGGAACCCAAAGCAAGUCCAAUUACCGAAUAUCAAAUCUGUCCCAACGCUUUUUAUGAAAACUUCAAUGACUCCAUCAACAAAAGCGACGCCACGAGCGAAUUAUACGUCAGUUCCGUCAACAAGAAAAUCUCAAAAUCGGUCCUCAGUAACACAUGAUUUACUUAGAAAUAUUCAGCAAAGGGCAAACCAGUAACUCCUAUAUAGAGAAAUUGAAGAACUGUUUACACUUAAAGCAGGAGACCUCACUGAUACAGUGAGAAAGCUGGAAAAAUCAAAGUAUGUAAAAGAAGUCAUCAAGGAUUUAUAUGACCAUGUAUUGAGGAAAAAAAAAGAAUAUAAUUCUCUGAAGCAUGACCAAAGUUUAUUAAAAGCUGAAUUAGACUCACUAAAUCAGAAAUAUAACGAUUUAACGCACGUUGAAAAAGAAAACACCGAUCGGCAGCAAUAUCUAGGAAACUUGCAAGAGAAAUUUGAUAAGCUGCAGAACAAAAUUGAUCUAGAAUCGAUUUUUACCGAUUCAUUAAAUCAUAUGGCGAAUGUUAGAUAUUUAAAUUUGUGCUCAAUUAAAGACCCGACUAGGCUAUUAAAAUGACUAAAAAUUAUUACAAAUAAAUAUCUUCUAUAUAAGAGACUUUUAUUUUAAUGGAAGAUUCGGAAAGUAAUGUUUCCUAUUCUUCUUCCUUUUGUGAAGAAAACGGAGCUUUACAGGAUGAAUUUUUCGAACUUUUACUAUUAAAUGAACUUAUUGAUGCAGGAUUACUUGAUAAUUCUGAAUCAGAGUAUGAAUGAAAUGAUAGUGAUACAGAAAAUGUUGAUACAGAUGACAAAAUAUUGGAGUUUUUAAGUCGUUUAGAUGGAAAAAUACUAGAUGAAAUAGAUCCUAUUCAGGAAACCUUCAAAUAUAGGAAGACUGAGGUGAUCAUUGAUGAUAAGAAGACAAUCGAUAAGAAAAUCCUGGACACCAGAAAAAUAAAAAUUAGAUCAGAUUCAAAUUUUAUCAGAAAAAUAAAAUUGAUAUCAGAAUCAAGCAUUAUCAGGAAAAUAAAAUUUAGAUCAGAUUCAAAAUUUCAUCAGAAAUAGAAAAUUCAUAUCAGACUCAGAAAUCGAAAAAAUCGCGGAUUACGUGGGUUCAGAAAAAUUUUACCAAAAUUUUAUCCAAAAUUUUUUUAGGAAAAGAAGAAAGUUAAAAAAAAUUUUUAAUCGGGACAUGGCCCUGAAAUAAAGGCCUUUAAGUAAUAAAGAUUUCUCUCUCUCUAUAUAAGAAAAUUUUAUUUUAAAAACAAAAGCCAUUAAAAUCACAAAUAGUGCACACUCUAGCUCAGAAUAAAAUUUUGGAUCGAGGAAGCGAAUAUCACAUGACUUCUGCCUUAGCUACAAGAGGAAAAUUAGGAAAAAUCCAAGAAAACAUUAAUUCUCAACGCACAAAGAUGAGAGAAUUAUUAAACCAAGAAUUAAAAAAAUACGAAGAAAGAAGUAAAGCUAUUGCAUUUUACAAACAAGAGCAGCAGCUUUGGUAUAGACAAAAAGAAGCUGAAAUAAAAGACCAAGAUAUCAAUAAUUUAGUAAAAAUUGACAAUGAAGUCAGAAAAGGUGACAAGCUUCGGCUAGAGUUUGUAGAAGCAAGUCAAAAUUUAGCGACAAGAGAAGGCGAAAUUUCUGAAGCUCUUCGAAUUACAAAUUCCACUUCAGUGUCCAACCUUUUCAGUCAGCUUCAAAAACUUCGAGUUACUAAAGAGAGCCUUGAAUCUUUACGAGCUGACUUAGAAGCUACACUCCGUAGGCAGCAAAACGAAAUAGAAAGGCUUAAUAAAGAAUAUGAUAAUUUAAGUUUGCAAAAACAUCAAAAGGAUGAAUAUGAUUAUCAUACUCUUUAUGAUUUAGAAGUUGGGCUUUCUAAAAGAGAACAUGAGCUACAAACUCAUUCAGAAGACUUGGAUAAGGUUAAAGCAGACUUUUCUACAGGACUACUUGGGCUGAACAGAAUUAUCCAAAAACUUGGAGAAAAUAACGAUAUAAGAGAAAUCAGGACUAUAAAAGAUGCAAUUGAAUAUAUUUGUUAUAAAAUUAAUCAUUUGACUGAGUAG